This is a messenger RNA of Prorocentrum cordatum, 156 nucleotides long. The record is from the annotation of a GenBank genome assembly. Lineage: Eukaryota; Dinophyceae; Prorocentrales; Prorocentraceae.
GUCGCCGCGGGAAAGAAGGCGACGGCGUCGAGCGUGCGCAGGUGGAAACGCCAGCUCGCUGCUGGUGCGCUCAAUGCGGGUCAACGGAGUAUUGUUGAGAAAGUGGCCGAUCGGGUUCUGGCGCAGGAGUUCUCGCCCCCGGCGCGGGGGCAGAAG